Molecule: messenger RNA, 2409 nt
Organism: Xyrauchen texanus (razorback sucker)
Lineage: Eukaryota; Metazoa; Chordata; Actinopteri; Cypriniformes; Catostomidae
Product: diablo IAP-binding mitochondrial protein-like
Exons: 6
Coding region: 1-699 (232 amino acids)
Biological process (GO): neuron apoptotic process; intrinsic apoptotic signaling pathway in response to oxidative stress
Cellular component (GO): mitochondrion
Source: RefSeq, a predicted model, not a curated record
AUGGCGGCGUACAGAAGAAAAUUGUUAGUUGCAGGACUGAGUUGGAAAGCUUCUUUGAUGAUCAGGAGCCGCCGUAGACUUGCUGUGCUGCCCACAAUUAUCAGGAAGAACUGGAUGACCUUGAGUGUCACAGGUGCUCUGUGUGCUGUCCCUUUCAACCAGAGACCAGAAAGUCUAUCCCAUGAAGACUUGGUACGGAGAGCUUCAUCUUUGGUCACUGACAGUGCUAAUACUUUCCUUUCACAAACCACUUUAGCUCUGCUCGAUUACCUUACAGGUUAUACUAAGGCUAUAAACAACCUGGUGACAUUGCACAAGCAAUAUGUGGCCUCCAUCAGCAAACUUACUCCUGCAGAAGAAGAUGUUAUCUGGCAGGUCAUUCUUCGCCAGCGUCAGGAGGUAAUUGACAGACGAAAGGAUUGUAAACGAUUUGAAUCUUGCUGGAUGACUGCCAUCAAUUUAUCAGAGCUGGCUGCAGAGGCAGCCUUCAAUGCAGGGGCUGACCAAGCUUCUGUGAUGGCACAGAGCAGUCUACAGGUGGCACAGUCACAAGUGGAACAUGUUCGACAGCUAUCAAUAGAGGCUGAGAAAGCACUCAAAGACUCUAAAGCUGAAGAUAGUGAGAGGCUUCAAAAGGCCCUCAGCACUGGAAUGGAGGAGGAUGAAGACAUUCCAGAUGCAUAUCUACGAGAGGACUAAUUAUAUUAAGAACUUUAGCACAGUUGCUGUGCUUAAAUAUACAUUUACAGUAUUGUGACCACUCCAACACCACACCAAGACCUAUACCACUACCAACUGAAACACUGAAUCCUAACAUGUUAUUUAUUUGUGUCCAGCUUAUAGAAGUAGCACAAGAAAAUGCUGUGUAAAGUGCAACCAAGUAUUAAAUGCCAGGGUGUGCAAAAUAAUUUCUGUUCCUUUUUUCUUUUCUUUUUUUUAGAUACAGAGAGAUAAAGAGUAAUGAUAAUUUCUCUAUGCAUGCUUGUUUUCCUUUUCUUUUUUUGGUGGGAUAUGCUUUUGUGAUAAUGAGUCCAUUUAAAAAAAAAAACUACAUGAUACAUUAAAAAAUAAUCUUUAUAAUAUAAUUAAGCAAUGUUUAUUGCUAAAAACCUUUAUUUUUCAAUGCCUUUCUUAUAUACCCUUUAUUUGUAUCUGUUAUAUAGAGUCUAUAUUAGUCUUUUAUAGGCUAACACUUUUUAAAUCAUCCUUUAGAGUGGAUUGUGAAGGUCUAUCUAGAGCUACUGUACAUUCAGUAUGACUAAAAUAUACAUUUACUCCUUCCUAGUUCCCUUGUUCAUUCUGUUUUACCAUUGCAAAACAAGUUAUUAAUCUCUUAUUAUUAUUAUUUUUCAGUGCCAACAUGAAAGAGCAUGUCAAACACUGAUGUCUAUCUCUCCUUAUCUCCACCUGUUUCUUUCUGUGUUCUCAGAUUAAGGGCCCAUUGCCAGUAAAUCCAUCAUGUCACUAGAGAUGUCAUUCUACUUUUGUGUGGUCCAGAGCUGUCCCUCAGUCUUUUCACAUAUCGCACUUUUCAGUCAACCACAGAGCUACGGUCAUGUGUGUCAUUCCUUCCUCCUGUCACAUUUUCAAAACCAAGCUGAUGAAUAAUGGCUAUAUAACUUUGUAAUACUAUAAAAACUUUUCUAUAUGAGUGAUGUCUAUUACUAGAUAUUAUUAGUGUACAAUGGGGCUAAAAUACCCUCUUAAGGAAAAGUGAUUAUUUUUUCUGGUCCAUAAUGUAAAAUUAUUUUUCCAUAAUGUUGUAAACUAACCAUAUUUAUUAGUAGACAUUACUCAAAUAGAACAGUUUUUAUCAUACAUAGUAAUAUCCAUACAUCGAUGGCAGUUGAAAUUUUAUAAUUGUGUGUUUUUAGCUUAAGCACAUUGUUUCUUCGACACAAAGAGCAAAAAAUGUGUCUCAACAAUUGCAUUGAUCAAUUAGAGCUGCGGUCUGACUAAAGAAGAUAUUUUUGCAGUGUGCCUUGUGUUAAAAGACAUUGUUUUGAUACACUUUUUUUAUUUCAAUGAAGCCAAUGCAACCAGUAUACCUUCUCUGCUGAUAGUUAAACAGCCAACAGAGGGUGCUCUGGGACAAAUUACUACAUUGACAUCUUGGUCUUAGGAGUAAACACAACUCUAGCAUUAAAAAUGUCUUUUACAUUUUGUUAAUUUAACAAUCAUAAAUUCAAUUGCAUGAAGUGCUGCUGCGUAUUCUUAAAUUUGUCUAAUACUUUUGUCAUUCAGUGGUCUAAUAUAAUAAGUCAUUACAAUCCUAAAUCUUUUCAGCUGUAGCUUGGCAUUUAUUUAUUUAUUUAGUUAGUUAGUUAGAUUUGCCUCCAGGUACCCAUUUUAACCCUCCUAUUGGCUUAAGAAACUGCACACUCUUUUUAUCCAUCGGGUCAUUUUUUU